Messenger RNA from Cuscuta epithymum, 1133 nucleotides. The record is from the annotation of a GenBank genome assembly. NCBI's taxonomy places the organism in Eukaryota, Viridiplantae, Streptophyta, Magnoliopsida, Solanales, Convolvulaceae.
CUUUUAUUUAACAGUCAAUUGAGUCCACGGACUAUAAAAUAAAUCAAUCAAGUCCACGAACUAUUGAAAAAUGACCAAAUUAGCACUUCAGCCGGUUGAAUGGAGGUAAUGCCGGUUAAAGCUCACUUGGACGCCCACGUGGGAUAAUUUAUAAUUUUUUGUUUUCUCGUUUGUUUUUUUCCUAUCCUUUUUCUCUCCCUGUUAGCUUCUUCUUCCCCUGGGUUUGCACUUUGCAUUCGACCGGCACAGUUCUUCUGUUCUUCCUUAAUUUCUUUCUUUCAAUUUUUCAUCCAUUCUUUCCGGUUCUCUUUCUUUCAUACAAGGGUACCAAUCGUCGUCGGUCGUAGCACACUUCUUGCAUGAUUUUUGUUCCGCAGCGGCCGGCGCCCAAAACUUCCCCAUCCGCCGCCAAUCACCCACCGCCCACUUCUCUGGCCUCCGCCGCCUGUCGCCCACAACUACAGCUCGAUCUGUGUCGCCGACCGCCCUUCGUCCGCAAAUUCCCCAACCACCUCUGCCCAUCGCCUUCAUCUUCCUCAACCCGCCAACAGCCUCCAACCGCCGUCCGUCUCCCACAUCAUCCCCAACUAUCGUCGCCUUCAGCCCGUCUCCCUCAUCUUUGUCAACCUCAGCCGCCCGCUGCCUUUCAAAAGAAAUAGAGUCUGGAUUUAGGAAGAAACGAAUUUCAGGAGUAGUUUGCGUCGAAGCAGGAGAAGAAAAUGAACGAGUGAAGAAGAAAGAGAGAAUGAAAAAAGAAAAGGAAAAUAAAAUGAAAAAUUAAAAAUAUGAACAGUAAGGAUGUUUUUACUUGGACUGUAAUUUGCUGGUCUGGUCUGGUCUGAUCUGGUCUGGUCUGGUCUGGUAAGGUCUGGUUUCUUUGUAUUUUUAUAACUAUCCAAGUCUGGUCUGGUCUGAACUGGUUUGGUCUGGACUGGUCUGGGGCAAAUUACAGUCCAAGCAAAAACAUCCUAAAAGAGUCCAUUAGACUUCCAUGUAAGCCAGAGAAGGGUUACCGGAUGAUUACCGAGUAAAUAGCCAAUUUGAUGGAUUUUUAACAGUUUGUGGACUUGAUUGAUUCAUUUUAAAGUGCAUGGACUUAAUUGACUUUUUGGUGAAAAUAGAUGGACUUAUUU